Dalotia coriaria is the source of this 1001-nucleotide messenger RNA. RefSeq names its product guanine nucleotide-binding protein subunit gamma-1-like. Gene Ontology annotation, molecular function: G-protein beta-subunit binding. The transcript is spliced from 2 exons. Gene Ontology annotation, cellular component: heterotrimeric G-protein complex. Gene Ontology annotation, biological process: G protein-coupled receptor signaling pathway. Bases 306 to 518 code for a protein of 70 amino acids. Lineage: Eukaryota; Metazoa; Arthropoda; Insecta; Coleoptera; Staphylinidae. The record is from RefSeq and is a predicted model, not a curated record.
AAAAAAUAAUAUAGUAUAGAUGGCACUACAAUGCACUUUCCCCAGUUAAUAUUCCUCACUCCUAGUGUCAUCCACUCAUCCGGUCGAGUGCUCAACGACGUUUUAUGACGCUUGUUGCUUCUCCCCGCAAACAAUUCGCCACUCUCCCGCUUUAAACACUGCAUAAUUCAGCGGUAUUCACGCAUUGCCAGGCCAGGAGAAGCUGCGCAAAGGCCGCGCCCAGGUGCAGUGUGCCGUGUUGAGUGUGAUUUUCGCGCGUGUGACUUGUGAAAUUCGCCACCAUAGGCCUCUCGGACACGGCGUUGAUGGACAUGGUGAUCUCAAAUUUACAGCAACAGCGCGCUGUGACGGAGCAGCUGCGCCGCGAGGCCGCCAUCAAGCGCAUGCUCGUCUCGCAGGCGGUCGCCGACAUCGUCAAGUUCAUCAACGAACACGAGCAGGAUGACUGCCUCCUGCACGGCUUCACCAGCCAGCGGAUUAAUCCAUUCCGCGAGAAGAGCUCCUGCACCCUCAUCUAAACCACACCACCAGCAUCAUCUAUCUACGCACACAAACACAUAAACAUAGAAUAAUUGUGCUUUCAUUGUUACUUGAAAAUGUUACACUUUGCUUCUGUUCAACGAAAAGAAAAGAAAUCAUCAUUCAGAUCAUGUAGUCAGUGUUUAAUUGUUGCUGCAGUCAGAUACAAGUGUGUCGAUGUUCAAAUCUCUAUCAGGGUCCCUUCAAUAAUCGAUGUGAUCAUAGAUGCAGUUGCUAUGUUUGUAAAUUCUACUAUUCUUGUAUUCUUUUGAUUGUUUGUUAACUUAUUAAGCAAAAGAUGAACAUAUCAUUGGAGUUCAGCUGUAUCUUUUGGUAUAUGUCAGUCAGAUGGAGCAGAAUUGUAUGGUUUAAUUAAAUGAUAACAAAGUCGAUUUGAUUAAUGUACACAAGUGGGUGUUUCAUGUAUGUCUGUAAUAAAAAAAACAAUGUAUGACUAAAUAUAUGUGACAAUAUUUUAUAUA